AAUUCUCAACACGAAGGAGGGUUGCUCACAUCCUUUUGCGCCGCAUCGCUGCACGUCAUAACUCUGUGGAUUAUACUUCCUUUUACUCCUUCUCUUUCUCUUCAUUAAUCCACUGAUUCCAUUAAACCGCUUUUUCUUUUCCGCCUUUCUUUCUAAUGUCCGAGCUCAAGAGAGACUUCAAACUGGAGGAUCAGGAUGGUGUCGCUCCUGGUCAGCAGCAACAGAGCCAUGAAGGCCCCUCCGCUAAAAAGGCGCGUAAGGAAGCCACUAGUAAUGGUGUUGGACAUGCAGAAAGCGAUGUUGCUCCAACAGCCACAGUUCCGCAACCGCAACCACAACCUCAUCCUUCACAUACCUCGGCUCCUUCCUCUGCUGCUCCUUCCUCUGCUGCUCCUUCCUCUGCUGCUCCUGCAUCUACUCCGAAUCCUAAUGCAAACAGGAAGCCCAACUACCAACUCAAGUAUUCCCUUGUAGGCCACCGCAAAGCAGUGUCAAGCGUCAAGUUCUCUCCUGAUGGGAAGUGGCUUGCCAGUUCAUCCUCGGAUAAAACUAUUAAAAUUUGGAAUGCCCACGAUGGAAAGCAUGAGAAUACGAUGGAGGGUCAUACCCAAGGGAUUUCAGAUGUUGCCUGGGCGUCAGAUUCACUUUCGCUUUGCUCCGCAUCAGAUGAUAAAACCGUCCGUAUCUGGAGCCUUGAAACAGGUCAGACGACUAAAAUUUUGCGAGGACAUACCAACUACGUAUUUUGCGUCAACUAUAACCCUCAGUCAAAUCUGAUUGUAUCUGGGUCGUUUGAUGAAACUGUCAGGAUUUGGGAUGUCAGGAAAGGAAAAUCAAUCAAGACAUUGCCAGCACAUUCGGAUCCUGUAAAUGCAGUUCAUUUCAAUAGGGAUGGCACCAUGAUUGUUUCAUGCAGUUACGAUGGAGUUGUACGCAUUUGGGAUACAACAACCGGACAAUGUCUGAAGACUCUAAUUGAUGAUAACAAUCCACCAGUAUCGUUUGUUAAAUUCUCUCCGAAUGGCAAGUUUAUCCUCGCCUCAACUCUGGACGACACGAUACGUCUCUGGAACUAUCAUACGGGAAAAUGUCUCAAGACUUAUACAGGACAUAAAAAUGACGCUUACUGUGUCUUUGGUAGUUUCUCUGUCACAGGUGGCAAAUGGAUUGUAAGUGGCAGCGAGGAUAAUUGUAUAUAUAUCUGGAACCUUCAGACGCGAGAGGUCGUUCAAAAACUGGAAGGACAUACUGAUGUUGUAUUAUGUGUGGCAUGUCAUCCAACCGAAAAUAUAAUUGCAUCUGGCGCCAUUGACAAGGACAAGACAGUGAAACUCUGGGUGGAUACUUCGAGCUCAUGAUUGACAGGACGAUCAGAAGAACAUCUCGCGAUGGGUUUCAAAUAUCAUUGAUGGCCACCGAGCCCUUCUGUCGUCUUUUAAUGUAGAUUUUUUUUCCAUCCAGCUUUUCAUUCUUUUUUUCCUCUUCAGUCUUUCCUGCAUCA
This is a messenger RNA of Lobosporangium transversale, 1501 nucleotides long. Its product is annotated as WD40-repeat-containing domain protein. Lineage: Eukaryota; Fungi; Mortierellomycota; Mortierellomycetes; Mortierellales; Mortierellaceae. Gene Ontology annotation, cellular component: Set1C/COMPASS complex. The coding region runs from base 156 to 1358 and encodes 400 amino acids. Gene Ontology annotation, molecular function: histone binding. The record is from RefSeq and is a predicted model, not a curated record. The transcript has 7 exons.